CAGGCCUCCACACCCCACACAACCCACCCCAACCCCGAAAAAGCACACCAAACCAUUAACGGCAUGAAACUGUCUCCAUGCGCCCUAUUUCUUACAGAUCCUCGGAAAAUUUGUUCUCUUUUGGGAAUCUCCGUCUUUCUCUCUUUUUCACUCUCGGAUCUCGAAUUUAGCGUUUGUAAGGCUGCCGCGCGUUGCUCAAAGGCUAUGCCAUAUUUAUACCCCUUCCGUCACCUUUUCUUCUUCUUCUUCUUCCUCUUCUCCAUCACUAUCAUACAUAAUGUCUCCACAAGUCUACUACCUCGGUAUUGAUGUUGGCACAGGGUCUGCUCGCGCGGCCGUUAUCGACACAGAGGGCAAAUUGCUGGCCCAAGCCGUUGAGCCGAUCAAGCUCAACCACCCCCAUCACGACAUUUUCGAACAAUCUACAAACGAUAUCUGGCGCGCUAUUUGCAAGACUUCCGGGGAAGCGAUCGCCGAAGCAGGAGUGAGCAAGGAGGACAUCAAGGGUGUGGGCUUUGACGCAACGUGCUCGCUGGUGGUUUUGGACAAGAAUGGGGAGCCAGCGUCGGUGGACGAAGCGUCCGGCUUCGAGGACAACGAGUACAAUCUCAUCUUGUGGGCUGAUCAUCGGGCCGUCGAUCAAGCCGCACGCAUCAAUGCAACGCAACACAAGGUGCUCAACUAUGUCGGUAAAACCAUCAGCCCAGAGAUGGAGAUCCCAAAGUCGCUGUGGCUCAAAGAGAACCUGCCGCCGCACAAGUGGGACAACAUCGGCCACCUCAUGGAUCUGCCUGACUUUUUGACGUUCCGCGCCACAGGCUCGACGGCGCGCUCGACGUGCUCGUUGACGUGCAAGUGCUCGUAUCAGCCCAAGGGUGUUGGCCAUGGAUGGGACGAAAGCUACUUUGAGGCGAUCGGACUGGGUUGCUUGAAGGAGGAGCGGUUCCAGCGACUGGGCGGCAUUGACGGUGAGACAGGCCAAGUAUUGUGUGCGGGCGAUCCGGUGGGACAAGGCUUGACCCCAAAAGCGGCAGAGGAGCUCGGAUUGGUUGCAGGGACGCCCGUUGGAUCCGCCGUGAUCGAUGCGUAUGCAGGUGCUAUCGCCACGCUGGGCGCCACUGCUUCUGCUGACGAGCGGACAAAGAUGCUUGGCGCAUUGGACAAGAGUUUGCUCGCACAAGGUUCGCACCGUGUUGCCAUUGCCUGUGGCACGUCGAGCUGUCACAUUGCCAUGGCCCCUGAGGCUAUCUUUGUCAAGGGCGUUUGGGGACCCUAUCGCUCCGUGAUGGUGCCUGACAUGUGGCAUGCCGAGGGUGGCCAAUCAUCCACGGGCCAGCUCAUUGACCACACAUUGAACACCCACCCUGCCAUUGACGAGGCGCGCAAGCAGGCCGAGGCCGAGGACAUGAACAUCUACGCCUUCCUGAACCGCCAUCUGGAAAGAUUGCAGGAAAAGCACGGAUACAAGCACUUGGAGCAGCUGACGAACCAGAUGCACAUCUACCCUGACUACCACGGCAACCGCUCGCCAUUAGCAGACCCAACCUUGCGCGGUAUGAUCAUUGGCGUUUCACUCGACCACAGCAUCAACGACCUCGCCACCCGCUACCUGGCCACGCUGCAGGCCAUCUCGUGCCAGACCCGCCACAUCAUCGAGGCCUUGAACACCGAGGGCUACACCAUCGACACGCUGUGCUUGUCGGGCGGCCUGUGCAAAAACCCGAUCUUUGUCAAGCUGCACGCGGACAUUACUCGUUGCCGUGUGAUUCUGCCGGAGCGGAUCGAUGCUGCCGUCGUCAUUGGUGCGGCCUUCUUGGGUGCCCGUGCAGCGGAAGCCAACACCAGCUUGUGGGAGGUGAUGGUGCGCAUGGGGCGUGCUGGCCAGCUCGUGGAGCCCUCGACAGAUCCGGAGGUGAUGGAAAUGGACGAGCGACGCUACCGCAUCUUCCAUGAAAUGCUUCAGGACCAGAAAAAGUAUCGUGCCAUCAUGAACGGUGCCCAAUAGAUCUAGCAUUACCAUAAACAAUCCCCAAAGCAUGUCUCAUCCCUCCCUUUUUUUCUUCCUUUGGAGAAAAGAAAUGUACAGCCCCCCUUCCUUCAUUUCACUCAUUACCCAGUCCGCAUGUCAUCGUCUAACGCACCCAUACAAUUUUCUUGGGUUCCAACAAAGCAUAGGGCGUUGUGCGACAACAAUCAGAUAAUAAACAGGCCAACGUGAUACAAAAAUUCGGCAGGGGGGUG
This is a messenger RNA of Zychaea mexicana, 2241 nucleotides long. RefSeq lists its product as uncharacterized. Gene Ontology annotation, molecular function: kinase activity; phosphotransferase activity, alcohol group as acceptor. The record is from RefSeq and is a predicted model, not a curated record. Gene Ontology annotation, biological process: carbohydrate metabolic process. Lineage: Eukaryota; Fungi; Mucoromycota; Mucoromycetes; Mucorales; Lichtheimiaceae. Bases 278 to 2005 code for a protein of 575 amino acids. The transcript has 2 exons.